UAAUUGCUAACCACUACACUAGAUAUAAUACAUAAGAUACCACCUCUGCCUUCAAGCCACUCACCAUCAUUUACUGAGCACCUAUUAUGUGUCCAGUUCUGGGCCAGGCCUUAAGGAUCCAAAGAUGACUAAGCCUUGAGCAUACAGUGAGGUGAGAUAAACAAGGAUAAACAAGUAUUGGGGGCUAUAGAGGAAAGUAUGUACAGAGAGGCCACAGGGGAAAGGGUCAGGCAGGAAGGGAGUAUAGAGAAAGUGACCAUCUGUAGUUUCACACGUGAGGAUUUGCCAGGUGGAAGGGGGAAAGGAUCCCAGUGGGAAACAGAGCCUGGUUCUUGGGGGAACUGCAAAUAGGAUAUGACUAGAAAAUAGGGCAUGAGUCCUGCCAGAAGAGACUGGUGGGUCCUUCCAACACUGCUAAGUAGCUUAUGUCCUAAAAGCGAUGGGAAACAAAAUGAUCAGACUGGUGUUUUAGAAAACUCACUGGCAGUACUGUAGAGACCAAAUUGGUGGGGGCAGGGCUGUUUGGAGCCUUGCACUAAUAUCUCGGGCAGAACAUGAGAAAGGCUUGAACUAGGGCAGCAGAGGCUGGAGGGAGACAUGGACUUAAGAAAGUUUAAGGAGGUAGAAUCGGCUGCACUUGGUUGCAUUUGAGAAUGGGAGAUGUCCAGUUGUUUUCUGGGUGUCUGGUUGGGAGACAAUGUAAUUAAUUCAGGGCGAUACCUGCAGUAACAGGUGUGCAGAGUGCUGUGGAGAGGUGCUCCGAAUUAGCCCAUGGCUGGCGGGAGGUGGCAUGUGAGUCCAGAAAUCUUUCGGUCUGGGGUCAUUGUCCUAAACAGAGAAGAAAAGGGACCUGAGGGUGUAGAGGUGGUCUCCUUUGUCGUGCAUUAACCUUACACCCAUGGAUCACCCCGGGACGUUCGGGAAGCCUGGCUUCCUUUCAACCCGCGGACCCAGGGGAGGCGCCGCUGGGCCACCAGAGGGCGCCGAGAGGGCCGCAGCGACCCAGAGCCACGUAAUGGCCGCGGCGCGGGUGCUGCUGCUCGUGUCCGGGCGCCCGGAGUCGGUGAGCUUCGCACAGAGCGUGUGUGGCCGCCUGGGCGCCGGGCCAGGGCUCGGGCCAUGGCCCACGCACUGCGGCCUGAAGCGAGGGCAGCUCCUCCUCUCGGACAAGCCAUUCCCAGGUGCCUCGGCCAGGCUUCCGCUGCAGCGACCCCCUUUCUGCCCUUUUGCGGCCCUGGACCAGCAGCAGCCCAGGCCUCCGGUUACCGAGCUGUCCACGAAUCGAGGCGUGGAUCUGGGUGUGGCCAUCAUUCUGCAGUCCAGCGACCAAAUGGUCUUGUUGACCCGAAGGACACACACCCUCAGAGUUUCCCCCAACCUCUGGGUACCCCCAGGUGGGCACGUGGAACUUGAUGAAGAGCUGUUGGAUGGAGGGCUUCGAGAGCUUGGGGAGGAGAGUGGACUACAGCUACCCCAGGGCCAGUUCUCUUGGGUCCCUCUGGGGUUAUGGGAGUCUGCCUAUCCUCCUAGACUGAGCUGGGGUCUCCCCAAAUACCAUCACAUCGUUCUCUAUCUACUUGUGGUCUCCCAGGAGUCACAGCAGCAGCUGCAGGCCCGGAUCCAACCAAACCCAAGGGAGGUGAGCGCCUUUAUGUGGCUGGGACCAGAAGUGGCAGCUGCAGUAGCUGCCACAGAGGACGGAACAGAGACGCCCAGACAUCUCUCCCAGGACCUACCCGCCUCUGUCCUUGCAGUGGAACUAGGGGAUGAUGGCGGCGCUCGACCUCUGGCCUUGCCCAUGUCCACACUGCUACGGACGACCCCAACCACCACAGAAGGCAGAGAGAGAGUCAGCACUGGGACGAAGUUUGCCCUCAGGCUCUGGCUGCAACAUCUGGGCAGGUAAAGAUGAAGAAGGGCAGGUCAAGUGUGACACCCUGACGGUGUGAAAGUGGAGCUCACAUGGACCCAGGGCCUGCAAAGGAAGAACAGAACAUGGACCCCCCUCCCCGCAAACCAGGGAUCCGGAAAGCCAAGUGCAUAAUCCCCUCCCCGGCCCACCUCCAUGACACUCACAGAACAUUCACAACCUUUAUUAUGGUUAAGAACUUUGCUACAACUUUGGGAAUAAAAAGGAAAAUUACAACAGAGGUCCUAGGCCCUGGAGGAGCCGAAAAAGGAGACGGGAGAGCACGAGGGUCCUCCUACUUCCCAGGAAAGGUGCAGAAUGAGCCAGACCUGCCCACAGGGCCACGGGCCUUUAGAAGCUCAGGCCCUGGGCUGGCGGCCUAAGAAACAUUGUGAACUUAAAUAUAUAAAUAGAGCGAGCCCCAGGCAACAGGCCAGGCCCUGCUCCCAAACCCCUGGGGAUCAGGGCUAAGGCCUUAUCUCCUCCUCAGUCAUACUGGGAAGGAGGAGGCAGGGGAAGUCAUCUUUGGAUGUAUCUUGGUUUUUCUUCUUUAUGUACAAAAAAUCUGCAACCCAAAAUAGAGUUCUCUGUCCAUGUGUC
Messenger RNA from Hipposideros armiger (great roundleaf bat), 2509 nucleotides. RefSeq names its product nudix hydrolase 17 (gene NUDT17). The record is from RefSeq and is a predicted model, not a curated record. Gene Ontology annotation, cellular component: peroxisome; cytosol. The transcript is spliced from 8 exons. Gene Ontology annotation, molecular function: NADH pyrophosphatase activity. NCBI's taxonomy places the organism in Eukaryota, Metazoa, Chordata, Mammalia, Chiroptera, Hipposideridae. Gene Ontology annotation, biological process: NAD+ catabolic process; NADP+ catabolic process. Bases 899 to 1906 code for a protein of 335 amino acids.